UUGUUGCCGGGCAGAUUCUCCUCAGGGGAUGGUGGAUACACACAGUUAUGGAACAACCAUGGCACAUGCUCUUCUGAUCCCAUUCAACAUGACUCCUCGCUUGUCCGAAGGACCGGCAGACACGGCCAGGAAGAUAAGUAUUGGAAUAAGUCUGGGAAGAUAAGUAUUGUUCCUCAGGGGGCAUGCUCUCAUAGGCAGCCUGUGCUCAGCCGGCAAGCUUAGUCACCAGCACAGGGACCCACUCAUCCGGCUCAUCCCGCACUGUCGCUCAAAUAUCUCAAGGUCAUGAUAUGGAAUCAGUACGAAAGAUAUUCAACGCAGCGAUGCCGUCCCAGUCAUAUUCCAUCUAUCGUGGGGUAGAGGAGGAGGAUGAGGCCGAGCUCCAUAUUGACGAGACCCCACAUGUGGUUCAGAGGACAAAUCCAAAGGGCUCCGGGUGCCCGAUAUCUCCUCAAUACCAGAAAUUCAUCUUCAUCAUCUGUGUGGCCAUGAUUGUCGCCUUUAUCCUGGGAUUUGUAGUCACUCGUCACCCGUGUACAUCAUGUGACCCUAUUGGUGACUAUGCACCAGAUGAGCCUUUUGAUCAGGAUGAACCUAUAAGAAUGGACUGGGCCGAACUGAAGGAUCUGUUCACCAAGUACCUGAGUGAUGGACAAGAGAUCACUGAGAAGAUACGGAAGUUCUCGGCAUCCUCUCACCCUUUGGGGUCCAAGCAGAACGAUGACUUGGCCUCCAUCAUUCUUCAGACCUUUAAGGAAUAUAACCUGGACCAGACCUUUGUGGAGAGUCACUUUGUGGAGCUGCCAUUUCCCAACAGAUCUCAGCGCAAUAACCUCAACAUUGUGGACAGCAGCAACACGAGCGUGAAACAGAUCCCUAUAGAAGAUGAGGACGUGUACUGUCCAUACAGCGCCAUCCGGAGGGUGAAGGGGGGCCUUGUUUACGUGAAUUAUGGGCGACAGGAAGAUUUCAAGGACCUGACAGCCUGGAAGAUCAAUGUGUCGGGGGCCCUGGUCAUCCUGCGCGCGGGGAAGAUAAGCUUUGCGGAAAAGGUCUAUAAUGCUCAGGGGGCCGGGGCCAUCGGGGUCCUAAUAUUUCCAGAAUAUGGAGAGAAACCUGUAUACGGACAUGUUCACUUUGGCACUGGAGACCCCAAUACUCCGGGGUUCCCGUCCUUCAAUCACACUCAGUUUCCGUCCUUCCGAUCCUCGGGGCUCCCGGACAUCCCGGCUCAGCCCAUCAGCCUGACCGCUGCAAAGACCCUGCUACAGAGGCUGGCGGGGCCCUUCGCCUCUGAAUCCUGGAGGGCCGCAGACUUCCCCUCUCAUGGGUUGGGCCCAGCAUUGUCCGAUCGGGAUCACCAGGUUCAGUUGGAGGUGACCAAUAUCCGUCAGAGCAAAGAGCUGCACAACGUGUUUGGCACCAUCACUGGUCGUGUUGAGCCUGAACACUACAUUGUAGUAGGAGCCCAACGGGAUUCCUGGGGCCCCGGUGCUGCAAAAUCUGGAGUGGGCACCGCCACCCUACUAGAGUUGGCCCGUACUAUGUCCAUGAUGGUGCACAACGGUUUCCAGCCCCGCCGCACCAUCAUAUUUGUCAGCUGGGAUGGAGGAGACUUUGGUAGUAUUGGAGCUACGGAGUGGUUGGAGGGGUACCUCAGCAUGCUGCACCUCAAAGCGGCUACCUAUAUGAGCCUGGACACCCCAGUUCUAGGUGAUGACAACUUUAUUGCAAAAGCCAGUCCACUUUUCAACAACCUGAUAGACACCAUAAUAAAGCAGGUGGACCAUCCUCUGCAGAGUAAACAAUCCAUCUACGAUUAUAUGAAGGUCAAAAGUACUAACUGGAGAUCAGAAGUCAUGGCUCCUCUCAGGAAGGACAGCAGUGCCUUUGCUUUCACUGCAUUUGCCGGGGUUCCUGCACUGGAGUUUUCUUUUGUGGAGAACUUGAAGCCGUAUAAGUUCCUGGACACGAAAGACGAUACAUAUCAGAAUCUGAACUCCAUCAUGAACAAUCGUCUUCCAUCGGUCGCUCUCAGUGUGGCCCAGGUUGCCGGACUCGCUCUGAUCAAGCUUUCCCAUGACCACAUUCUUCCCCUGGAUUACACCGCAUACAAUGAGGUCCUGCUCAAACACUUGGUGAAUUUACAGACUUAUCAGGACAAGCUGAAGACCCGGGGUCUCACUUUUGAGUGGCUGUAUUCUGCUCGGGGGGAUUACAAUCGAGCGACACAAAGACUGAGAAAAGCCAUUACCCAUUCUGAUCUCCACAAUGAGAAGGUCAUCCAGUUCUUCAAUGUGCGCAUCAUGAGGGUGGAGUUCUAUUUCCUUUCUCAGUAUGUAUCCGCCAUUGACUUUCCGUAUCGGCACAUCCUCCUGGGUCGGGGGGAGCAUACCCUGGAGGCCCUGAUGGAACAUCUCACUGAGGAUCAGGAGGACAUCGAUGACAGUCGACUACGGAAGCAAAUCGCUCUCUUCACGUGGACCUUGGAGGGAGCUGCCAAUGCCUUGAGUGGGGAAGUCUGGGAGGUUCAAAGAAGUUUCUAGUACCCAGAAAUGUGGAAACCUUCUUCACGCUUGGAAAUGUCUAAAUAUAUUAAUCAGUGGCCGGAAUCACCAUAAAUGUGUAAAACGUUCUCGCUCCAGCUAUAGCAGGUGCCAGGAAUGAUGAAGUAAUUCCUAUCAGCGACAGGGCUCGCUAUAACUGUUACCACUUCAUUGUCUGGUGCCAUCUACAGGGGAAUUCUAUAUUACAUAUAUCUCCUCCAUGAGUCCUUGUCUCCAGAGUGCCCCCUUAAGUGCUGCUCCGAACUUUACAACAUUGAGUUUACAACCUUUUGGCAUAGACUGCCAAGCUGCUUUACUGCUGGAGUCUAAUGUGAUGGACCUCUCCAAGAGUCUAACGUGAUGGAUCUCUCCAAGAGUCUAACGUGAUGGAUCUCUCCAAGAGUCUAAUGUGAUGGAUCUCUCUGAGAGUCUAACGUAAUCAAUCUCUCCAAGAGUCUAACGUAAUGGAUCUCUCUAAAAUCUAAUGUGAUGGAUCUCUCCAAGAGUCUAAUGUGAUGGAUCUCUCCGAGAGUCUAACGUAAUCAAUCUCUCCAAGAGUCUAACGUAAUGGAUCUCUCUAAAAUCUAAUGUGAUGGAUCUCUCCAAGAGUCUAACAUGGUGGAUCUCUCCAAGAGUCUGAUGUGAUGGAUGUUUUCAAGAGUCCAACGUGAUGGAUCUCUCUAAAGUCUAAUGUGAUGGAUCUCUCUAAAGUCUAACGUGAUGGAUCUCUCCAAGAGUCUAAUGUGAUGGAUCUCUCCGAGAGUCUAACGUAAUCAAUAUCUCCAAGAGUCUAACGUAAUGGAUCUCUCUAAAGUCUAACGUGAUGGAUCUCUCCAAGAGUCUAAUGUGAUGGAUCUCUCCGAGAGUCUAACGUUAUCAAUAUCUCCAAGAGUCUAACGUGAUGGAUCUCUCUAAAAUAUAAUGUGAUGUACCUCUCCAAGAGUCUAACGUGAUGGAUCUCUCCAAGAGUCUGAUGUGAUGGAUGUUUUCAAGAGUCCAACGUGAUGGAUCUCUCUAAAGUCUAAUGUGAUGGAUCUCUCUAAAGUCUAACGUGAUGGAUCUCUCCAAGAGUCUAAUGUGAUGGAUCUCUCCGAGAGUCUAACGUAAUCAAUAUCUCCAAGAGUCUAACGUAAUGGAUCUCUCUAAAAUCUAACGUGAUGGAUCUCUCCAAGAGUCUAACAUGGUGAAUCUCUUCGAACAGCAUCUAUAAGGUUCUGAGUUUUGGACCAUCUCAAGGACUUGGACUCCCCAAUGGACAUGGACAUCCACCAAUGUUCCUUCUUGACGUGUCUGCACGUCAUGUGAGUAGGAGGAGGAGACAUUUCCCUUGUUGCUUCUGCCAUUGCUUUGUUUGGCUGCCGCUCUGGUCUUGCUUGUCGCUGUUGCCGAUUUUUAUGCCGACCAACCAGUCGGGAUCACGGUUUAUCACUGACAGUGCUCAGUAGAACUGUACUUUGUUGUGUGGCUGAUGUUUUCCCAUUGUUGCUAUGUCAUCUUGUGUUUUUUUCCAAUAAAAGUCGAGUUGCUUUGUUAAAAAAA
Messenger RNA from Hyla sarda, 4085 nucleotides. RefSeq names its product transferrin receptor 2 (gene TFR2). Lineage: Eukaryota; Metazoa; Chordata; Amphibia; Anura; Hylidae. The coding region runs from base 291 to 2546 and encodes 751 amino acids. The record is from RefSeq and is a predicted model, not a curated record. Gene Ontology annotation, cellular component: external side of plasma membrane. Gene Ontology annotation, biological process: endocytic iron import into cell. The transcript has 19 exons.